UGCUCCAUGAUCGUGGAAGCACCAACGUACGCAGCGUUCAAGCGAGAGAGGCUGAUCCGCGGCCCGAGCGUCCUGCCGCCAUUCUUGCCCUUGCGACGCGACCUCUCGUUCUCUUCAACUACAGACGACACCGAUGCGGCGACGCUGGCUAUUUGCCACUCCAAAGCCAUGGCGCUCGACCGCAUGCUUCGCGCUGAGGUCGCCGACGCCAGGCGCGACCGACUCCGCAGCACCAAGCAAGCUGCCAUUGCUGUUGAGCGAAGAUUGGUCUUGCGGCAAAACGCAGCUCGUCUUCUCCAGCGAGCGAUGCGGAACUACAAGAACCAUCAAACACAGCGCCGUGUUGACGCAUGUCGUUGCAUCAUGCAUUGGUGGCGCAAGUGGAAACCUCCCAAGUCGAUACACGAGUGUGUCUCCAUCGCCCAGUACGUCGAAUCCAGAAAUGUAGAUCCCACAUCUAUUCAGGUUAUGCCAAGUCAUUCUAUCGCACGUCAACAACACCCCCACGCAGUCUCUUGCACCACGUGUGCCCUGCACGCGAUGGGCCAAGUGCCUACCUCGCGACAACAACCUUCUUCGAUCAGUAACAGCAUACAGCAACCAGCUUCGCUCGAUGACAGCAUGGACCAAGAUGCUCCAGCGACGCGCGGUCUCGUUCUCGAGCUCUUGGCCCUCCGCGGCUUGGCGGUCGCAUCCUCUUGGACUUCGCUCCAUGCCAUCAUCUGUGCAUUCCACCAAACGCGCCCCUACACUACUCUCGAAACGGGUCACAUCCGCUGCCACGCGGGCGAGUUGAAUUGGGAUGCCAACAAUGUGUUGUCAUGGCAGCCGCACAACGUUGGCCGAGUCGCGCUGACUGACUGGCACUGCACCGUAAAAUUCUACCGGCACGACAGCCACGGGGACGCGAAAUGCGUCGGCCAGGUCCAUCUUCCCGCUGAUCUGCUCGAGAGCUCGCUCGCGAAAAACCAGACAUUGACCCAGUGGUUCCCGCUCGAGAAAGCGGUUCCAGGCGAUGUCGUCCGCGGCGAAGUCCGCAUUUCUUUCCAAUACGACGAGGACAUCUCGGGAGUUGCGACACCUCGCCAGCAGCUCGAGUUGAUCGAUGCCCUCAAUACGUUGGCGUCGCCCCGAUCGACGACGUCCUCCCGCCAAGUACGGCAACAUACACGUAGCAUCGGGUUCACCUUCGCGCCAGGGCAUCAAAUCCCCGCAUCACCCCCGCGACUCCAAGCUGGCUAGAGCGCCCGCCAAACCGCGGGACUCGCUUUCCCCGGAGAACAAGUCUCCGUCUCGCAUGCCAUUUACGUCCCCUUCAAAAUGUACGGCGACCAACCAAACACAAGCGGGCCGUGCCAAGCCUCCGCAUCCCUACUUGAAGCGCAAGCCAUUUCGCGUUCGAUUUGAAAAACUCGACUGGUCGAGUGUCUCGUCCAAAACCGACAGCAACGUGCCCAAGGGGGCGACCCCGCCGCCUGCCGCGACCACGCAGCAUGGAUCGACUCUAGAGAAGCUCCUGUCGUUCCCCAACCAACGCAAACUCGCCCUCAUCCAUUUAAAACACAAGACCGAACUCCACACGAUAUUCCACCGCCCGUCGAAUUCAGUCAUUCCCACCAUGACGCGACCGAUGCUGUCGCAGCUCCAAAAACUCCCCGUCGCCGCCACGGCGCGGCGACUCGACCACCGCUACGCCGCCCUCAAGCAGUCGUGGCUUCUUAGCGCAGGAAACAACGUUUGCCCCAAUACCUCAACGUGACAUUCAGUAAAAUGGAUGCUGG
This is a messenger RNA of Aphanomyces invadans, 1781 nucleotides long. RefSeq lists its product as hypothetical. Bases 7 to 1242 code for a protein of 411 amino acids. The record is from RefSeq and is a predicted model, not a curated record. The transcript is spliced from 3 exons. Lineage: Eukaryota; Oomycota; Saprolegniomycetes; Saprolegniales; Verrucalvaceae.